Messenger RNA from Heterobasidion irregulare TC 32-1, 252 nucleotides. RefSeq lists its product as uncharacterized. The transcript has a single exon. Lineage: Eukaryota; Fungi; Basidiomycota; Agaricomycetes; Russulales; Bondarzewiaceae. The record is from RefSeq and is a predicted model, not a curated record. The annotation marks the transcript as partial.
UCUUUCGCCCCUAUACCCAAAUUUGACGAUCGAUUUGCACGUCAGAAUCGCUACGAGCCUCCACCAGAGUUUCCUCUGGCUUCACCCUAUUCAGGCAUAGUUCACCAUCUUUCGGGUCCCAACAUACACGCUCUACCGCAGAUCCGUCACAGAAGUUCUGGUCCGGGCGUCGGUGCCCUCCACGACAGAGGUCCCAACUUUCACUUUCAUUACGCGCACGGGUUUCCACCCGAACACUCGCGGGCAUGUUAG